CGCACACAAUGCCUUGCGUAGGAGGAGUUUGACUCGCAGACCUCUCCCAGGCCGGAAAGCUGGGAGGACGUCGCAGAGGCCAAGAGUGAGCUACUGAAGGCAGAUCUGCGACACCACCUACAACCAGCAGCGCAUCUGCUCGCACACACCACUCCGAGAGGGGAUCAGCGGGCUGGAGGGCCAGGGUCCAGCGAUGAGUGCUGAGGAGGUCGCCGACAACCCUCCCGACGCCAACGGGAAGGAGGGGGAGAAGAGUGAGGAACCUGCCAGCGGUGAGCUGAGCUCAAUCCUCUCCCUCUUCUGCAUGUGUGGUGUGAGAUGCCUGUGCGCGUGUGUGUGUGCGUGCAGGCCCUUCUGUGGGUGAGGAGGUGCAGCCAUCUGCGACAGAGGAGAACAAGCCAGAAAAGGAGGAGGAAGCAGCAGCAGCAGCUGAGGCAGCACCUGACGCAGCGGAGACCAACACGGGCAAGGAGGACAAGGAGGAGAAGGAUAACAAGGAGGAGGGUGACACGCCGGCUGCAGACGCUCCGGGUGGUGUUGUUGAAGACAAGACGACAGAAGACGCUCCUGCCCCUGUUGAGGGCGAGAAGGCCGAGGGAGAGAAGGCAGAGGCAGAGGCAGAGGAUGCGCCAGUGGACAAGACGACGACAGAAGUAGAGGAGGCGCCCGCUGAGGUGAGAAGGCACCACCCAUACAUAUGUGGCACAUUAGUCACUCACUCACUCACGCCAUCGGCACGACUUACUUGUCUGUCUGCUCAGGGUGAGACGACAGCCGAUGCUGCCGCUCCUCAGCCGAGUGAGUCAUCCCCCGUCGUGGACAAGGAGGAGACCAGUGCCACCACCACCCCAUCAGCAGCAGCAUCGGCAUCAGCGUCCACCAGCCAGCCUCCCCCUCCCCCGCCCCCUCCUCCCCCGCCCCCACCCCCGCCGUCAGACGACGACAAGAGAGAGAAUGAGGACGACAGCAAGUCGCACGAGGAGGGCUCUUUCCGUGGCGGGAGAGGCCGUGGCGGAUACCGAGGCAGGGGCAGGGGCAGGGGACGGGGCGGAUUCUACAACAGAUACAGAGGUAGGUAGGUGACGUGAGCCACACAGGCAGCCAGCCAGCCAGCCAGCUGGAUGGAUGGAUGGAUGUUGGUACUGGUUUGGCCACAGAUGAUGCUUACAACGGAGGCGGUGAGAUGGGCGAGUCGGGCGGCCCUUUGCCGUACUACUUUGGUGCGGACGGGGCGCUUUACACGUACCCCCAGCACCCACAGGGCAUGGGCGGCGGCAUGGGGGUUGGCGGGAUGGGCGGCAUGGCCCCCAGCCCCUACUACAUGCAACAGCAGCAGCAGCCGGCGCCGCCGAUGCCCAACGGGGCGUUUCCAUUCUUCACGGGCGUCGACGGAGCUUACAGCGUACGACACACACACACACACGAAGACGGACACAGACACAGUCAGAUCUGGGCAGGGGGUCAUGUGCUUGGUUGUUUGUGUGUGUUGCCCUCGUCCUCAGGUUGCGUAUCCCUACUUCGAUCCGACUACAGGGAUGCCAAUCGCCAUCCUCGGUAGAACACACACUCACACCAAACCGGCACGUCUAGUCACCUCGCUCUCUGUGUGUAUAUGUCGAUUGGUCAGCCCCCCCUCACGGCCCGUCAC
Molecule: messenger RNA, 1648 nt
Organism: Vitrella brassicaformis
Lineage: Eukaryota; Vitrellaceae
Source: the annotation of a GenBank genome assembly